Strongylocentrotus purpuratus (purple sea urchin) is the source of this 5731-nucleotide messenger RNA. It is a transcript of the gene smc3, whose product is annotated as structural maintenance of chromosomes protein 3. Gene Ontology annotation, molecular function: ATP binding; protein binding; double-stranded DNA binding. Bases 222 to 3848 code for a protein of 1208 amino acids. The transcript is spliced from 30 exons. Gene Ontology annotation, biological process: mitotic sister chromatid cohesion. Gene Ontology annotation, cellular component: chromosome. The record is from RefSeq and is a predicted model, not a curated record. Lineage: Eukaryota; Metazoa; Echinodermata; Echinoidea; Camarodonta; Strongylocentrotidae.
CUGAGCGUUCAGUUUCAUGCGAAUUUCUACGCCGCUAGACCGGGCUUUCAUUGGAUCAUUGAAUGGACAAUAGCUGAAUUUCAGCGGCUGAGACAACUCGCGAUUUCUGAAUAGGCGUUUCAGGCGUCGAGCCUUUUGGAUGGACUUACAGCCGAUUGAGCAUCUCCCUAAUCAAGGUUAAAUGUGUUGAAAUAAUCUAUUACUGAAGUGACAGCUUUAAGAUGUACAUAAAACAGGUGACGAUACAAGGGUUCCGAUCCUACAGGGACCAAACUAUUGUGGAUCCUUUCAGCCCCAAGCACAAUGUUGUUGUUGGUAGAAAUGGAUCUGGAAAAAGCAACUUUUUCUAUGCCAUCCAGUUUGUUCUCAGCGAUGAGUUCAACAAUCUUCGGCCAGAGCAGCGCCAGGGUCUCUUGCAUGAAGGUACUGGCCCGAGGGUAAUCUCUGCCUUUGUUGAGAUUAUCUUUGAGAACAGCGACAACAGGAUUCCUAUUGAGAAAGAGGAGGUGACGUUGCGUCGUGUCAUCGGCUCCAAGAAAGAUCAGUACUUCCUGGACAAGAAAAUGGUCACGAAAACUGAUGUGAUGAACUUGCUAGAGAGUGCAGGAUUUUCCAGGAGUAAUCCUUACUAUGUUGUGAAACAAGGAAAGAUAAACCAGAUGGCUACAGCCCCUGACUCGCAGCGUCUCAAACUAUUGAGAGAAGUGGCUGGGACCAGAGUCUAUGACGAGAGAAAGUCGGAGAGUCAAACCAUCCUCAAAGAAACAGAGGGUAAGAGGGAGAAAAUCCAAGAUUUGUUAAAGUACAUCGAGGAGAGACUGCAGACGCUGGAGGAAGAGAAAGAGGAACUGAAGCAGUAUCAGAAGUGGGAUAAAAUGAGAAGAUCCCUCGAGUACACCAUUCAUAACCAGGAACUCAUGGACACCAGGAAGAAGCUUGAAGAUCUUGCCAACAAACGUGAGAAUAGUGGAGAGAUGACUAAACACAUCAGAGAUGCACAGGAGGAGGCAUCAAAGAGAAUCAAGACGAUCAACAAGGAGCUUCGAGAGUUGAAAGGUCGCUUGAGAACGGCCAAUGAGGAGAGAGAUCACCUGACCAAUGAGAGACAAGAUCUGAUCAAGCGACGUGCCAAGCUAGAGUUAUCCGUCAAAGACCUGCAGGAAGAAGUCAAGGGGGAUGUGGAUGCCAAGGGUACCAUUGAGGUCCAGAUGGAGAAGUUAGACACAGAGAUCAGUGGUAAGCAAGGAGAGCUGGAAGCUAUCAUGCCACGCUAUGAGGAUCUUCAACGGGAGGAAGAGCAGUGCACAGCCAGAUUACAGCAAUGUGAGCAGCGUCGUACGGAGCUGUUUGCCAAGCAGGGUCGGGGCAACCAAUUCACCACCCGAGACGAUAGGGACAAAUGGAUCCGCAAAGAACUCAAAGCUCUUAACAAAUCCAUCAAGGACAAAGAGGAACAGAUCUCAAGGCUGCGUGAUGACAUCACAUCUGACAUCCGUAAGAACGAAGAUCUGGAGGGAAGGAUGGCCAAACUGAACAUUGACAUUGAGCAGAUGAAGGACACGGUGGAAGGCUCCAACAGAAGCCAUUAUGACCUCAAGAAACGCAAGGAUGACCUCCAAAAUGAGCGCAAUGCUCUAUGGAGACAGGAGAACAGCAUUCAGCAAGAGAUUGCUACGACCAGAGAAGAACUGCACAAGAAGGAACAAACCCUCCGAUCUAUGAUAGGAAAGGCUGUCCUUCGAGGUAUCGACAGCAUCAAGCGAGUCCUGGACAACUUCCGCGAGAAGAACAUCCAUCCAGAAGUCCAGGAAGGUUACCACGGCGUCUUGAUCGAGAACUUCUCCUGCGCAUCUCGCUUUAACACCUGUGUGGAGGUCACUGCUGGCAGCAGAUUGUUUUACCAUAUUGUGGAUACCGAUACGAUCAGUACGAAGAUUCUCUCCGAGAUGAACAAACAUAAGAUGGCUGGUGAAGUCACCUUUAUGCCUCUUAACCGUCUAGAAGUCAGGGAUACUAUCUACCCUGAAUCACCAGAUGCUCUUCCGAUGGUCUCUAAUCUGGAGUAUGGGGAUACCCUUGCCAAUAUCUACAAGCAUGUUUUUGGCAAGACUCUGAUCUGUCGUAACAUUGAGGUUGCCACCAGCUUCUCUCGCACUCAGAAUCUUGAUUGUGUUACCCUUGAAGGUGACCAGGUCAGUCGCAAGGGAGCCAUCACAGGAGGCUACUACGACACGCGCAAGUCUCGUCUGGAGCUGCAGAGCGGCAUCGUGGAGCUGAGGACUCGGCUCAGCAACCAGGAGCAGGAGUACAAGGAGCUGAGGGACAAGCUCCAGAAGGUCGAGGUCGACAUCACCAGUCUCAUGAGCGACAUGCAGAAGAUUGAGACCAAGAACAGAAAGAACAAGGACAUCUACGACAAGAUGCGAAGUGACAUGAGGAUCAUGAAAGAGGAGAGUCAGGUCAUCCAGAAGUCCAUGGCGCCCAAGGAACGGCGUCUUCAGAGUCUGGCUACAAACCUUGAGGCCAUGCGUAGUACGGCAUCCUCACUGGAAGAAGAAAUUGGUACCGAUUUACUUUCACAGCUUAGCAUGGGUGAUCAGAGGGAGGUUGACGGCUUGAAUGAUGAGAUCAAGGACUUGAACCAACAGAACAAGAGAGCCCUCGCUGAAAGAGUCAAGCUUGAAGGACAGAAGAACAAGAUAGAGAACUACCUCUCCGGCAAUCUCAAUAGGAAACGUGAACAGCUCAUGCAGGAACUUCAAGAAAUCUCGAUUGAGGAUCGCCGUCAGAAGCUUGAGAAUAAUACGAUGGAGAUGCAGACAGCUGAUACUGCUAUUGAUACCAAUAAGUCGAGGCUAGAAGACAUUGAGGGUCAGCUGGAAGGGUUGAACAGAGAGCAGAGCAGUAAGCAAGGUGACCUGGAGGAAUGGAAGAGCAAGGAGAGAGAGUUUGGUGAUAAGAUCCAGGAUGAUGCUAAGAUGCUGGAGAAGAUGACCAACAAACAGAGCUUGUUACUCAAGAAGAAAGAGGAGUGCAUGCGUAAGAUCCGUGAGCUUGGUUCCCUUCCGAGCGAUGCCUUUGAGAAGUACACCCAUCUCUCCCUCAAGGCGCUCUUCAGGAAACUUGAACAGUGCAACCAGGAGCUCAAGAAGUACAGCCACGUCAACAAGAAGGCCCUCGACCAGUUCGUCAACUUUUCUGAUCAGAAGGAGAAACUCAUCAAACGCAAGGAUGAGUUGGACAAUGGCCAUGCUGCCAUCACUGAUCUGAUGAACGUCCUGGAGCUGCGUAAGUACGAAGCCAUCCAGCUGACCUUCAAGCAGGUGUCCAAGUACUUCAGUGAGGUCUUUGAGAAGCUGGUGCCUGGAGGCAAGGCCACACUAGUCAUGAAGAAGGGAGACUAUGAAACCUCCCAGGAGUUGGAGAAUGAAGGAGCAUCAGGUUCAAGUGGAAUUCCAUUGGUAGAACAGUUCACAGGAGUGGGCAUCAAGGUAUCAUUUUCUGGUAAGGCCGGUGAGACUCGUGAGAUGCAGCAGCUGUCCGGAGGUCAGAAGUCACUCGUCGCCCUGACGCUCAUCUUUGCCAUCCAGAAAUGUGACCCCGCCCCUUUCUACCUCUUCGAUGAGAUCGACUCUGCCCUUGAUGCCAUGCAUAGGAAAGCAGUGGCAGACAUGAUCCAUGAGCUUGCAGCCAACGCUCAGUUCAUCACAACCACCUUCAGGCCGGAGUUGCUGGAAUCGGCUGACAAGUUCUACGGUGUCAAGUUUAGGAAUAAGGUGAGUCACAUCGAUGUCAUCAGCAAGGACCAAGCUCAAGAUUUCCUAGAAGAUGAUGUUGCCCACACCUAAUCUCUGAAUGGAUUUUUCCUGCAGACUCAAAACAUCACAUAUCCUGUACAUAGACAUUUAGCUCUCUUAUGGGUUGCUCCAAUUUUUCAUAGGGGUAAUUUUUAAGAUUGGGUUGUAGCAUUCACUUGUAAAAAAUAAACAAAAUGCUGUAAAUAUGAAAACUUGUUGUUUCAGAUGUUUCUGAAACUUCAGAACAUUAUCCUGUUAAAUUCAUGUGUAUUCACAUUAUUGUGGUAACAAAUUAAAUUACAUUGAUAGCUCAAGAAACAUUUAUCUACAACUAAUGUCAAAUGUCAAAUAAGGAAAUAUGCUUUUUAUUGUAGCAACACAACAAACAACUUUUAUAGAGAUAAAUGAUUCUGAUGAGACAUUCCAUGAAUAAGCAUGUUUGAAGCAUUUUAAUUGCUCCUUGAAACUCAAGAUAGUGGGCAAUAAUAAUGAAUAUUCAGGAUUUUCAUGUAGGAUUUGAUUAUUUAAAUCAAUCUUUUGCUACAACAUGCACCCAUACAAGAAGAGAAAUUCUUAAAGCAGUAUAAAUCAGAAAGUUCUAGUCUUUUCCUUUGAUGUACCAAGUGAAAUAAGUAACGAGUAUUCUUGUAUUGUCGUCAUAUACUCAUGUUCCUCGAUUUUUAUUCAAAAUAGUCUGUACAAGUAGAAGUGUUUUUGUUCGUUUACAGUUUAUUGGUAUGUAUAGAUUUAUCCAUUUCCUCUGUAAAUAUAAUUCUGUGUUUCAAAUUUGUGAAGAAUUUUGCGUAGUUUUUUUGAGAUCCUUUUUCAUCUAGAUAUAUUACAUUUGUGUAUCAAACAGGGAUACAAGUGUAGGAAAGGAAAAUUACAAUUGAAUACACAGGGAAUUGGUCGAGGUUCCCAAAUGGAGAAAAGAAAUAUCACCUUCAUGUAGGAGUUAAAUUGAAUCUUUAGAUGUUUGUGUUUUUCAUGUCAAUGUACAAUGUAAUUUCCAGUUUGAUGCAUCUGAUAUUAUUUAUUGUAUAAACACAUGUGUUUUCCCAGUGCUCUUGACAACAGUUAUUACAAAAUAUAAUGGACUUUAAAUUUGAAUUAAGCUUUCAAAAAUAUGAAUGGAGUUUUCAAAAAUAUAAAUUGAGUUUUCAAAAAUGUGAAUAGCGUUUCAAAAAAUAUGAAUGGAGUUCAUAUCCUAAACUUACUUUAAAAAAAUCUUUGGAGCUGUUGGUCAAAAUUCACACUGAUACAUAUAUCGUUAUCUAUGUCCAUGAGACAGCAAUGGUGCUAUGUCUGAGUAAUUACGGGUGUCACUCCUUAACGAAAGUAUGAAAGAAAAACAAAUUUCAUGAUGCUGCCAUAAAUCUAAUUUUCCUCAAUCUCCACUGGUAGAUAUAUCAUUAGUUGGCUUAUUAGUUGGUUGAAUUUAGCCCGCACAUCUCAAUUUACCAUUGAAAUUCCAUGAUUUGUAAGUGGCUGUGGUGCUAAUAGAGGCAGCACUAUAAUUGUUCACCCAUUCAAUAAAGGACUUUUUACAACGUUAAGGCUACUUUUUCUUCUUGAAAUUGGCAACACCGGUAUAUAUUUUUCAGAAUGGUAUGAACAAACUGAGAUUGAAAACCCUUUAAACAUUUUGCCAAUUCAAGGAUGAUAACUUGGACAAUUGUCCAGCAUAUAGGCACAAAACCAGAGUGCCAUUGACUUUUUAAAUGAAACAGAUGUUUUAGGCAUUUAAAGGGAAAUACUUUGUGAUAAAUGUGUCUCAUCUUCACGUGUUAUUCUACAAGUUUUGUGUCUGUACAUAGAAUAUCAUUCAUUUUUGGAAGGCUUUUGCUGGUGUUCUAUCAGAAAUCUUGUACGGUUUGUGUCAUCUAAUGUUGGUAAGUUGUUAUUAAAUUGCAACAUUUGUUUAAUAAAUGUCA